AUGAGGAUGUUGUUGACUGUGAAGAAAGGGCCAAGAUCUUAUGAUGAAUUAAAGACAAUUGAGGGGUUCAAGCACAAUACUUUUAGAGAAGCAUGUUUUGCAAUGGGCUUCCUAGAAGAUGACAAAGAGUUCAUUGAGGCAAUAAAAGAAGCUUAUAACUGGGGUUCUGGAGUAUUUUUGCGCAAACUUUUUGUUACAAUGUUAUUAUCAACUUCAUUGAAUCGACCAGAACAUGUUUGGCUUUACACUUGGAUAUGCUUAUCAGAUGGGAUUCUAUAUGAACAAAGAAUAUUUUCACAAAAUCCAAAUUUAACUUUGUCAGAUGAAGAUAUUCAACAACUCACUUUAAUGAAAAUUGAGAAGCAGCUGUAG
Lathyrus sativus (Indian pea) is the source of this 372-nucleotide messenger RNA. The record is from the annotation of a GenBank genome assembly. Lineage: Eukaryota; Viridiplantae; Streptophyta; Magnoliopsida; Fabales; Fabaceae.